CCAUUCCUCUCUCUCAGAGGCUUUUCGGGCAAAAGUCUCUCCGCGAGUCCAAGCAAGUCUCCCAAAACCCUCAUUUCUCUCGGUUUCCGCUCGCUACCAUUUCGUCGAUUGAUGGCGAAAGGAGCUUCGGAAUUCUUGUUUCUCGGACAUGCAGGAGAUUAUCAAUCGAGCUGCACAUUCUGAGAAUCAUCAUAACCUUCCAGUUUUGGUAGGAGGUACACUAACAAACUGUAUUUAUAAAGUUUCUUUCUGUGAGGGGUGCCAAAAUUGCAGUUACUUCUUCGCGGGAGAACAAACACUUGAGGAAUUUUACACUGAGAAAGCAAACUAAUCAGAGAACCUUGCAGUGUUGUUAGCACGCCAAAGUUGUGAAGAUCCCUGAGCAGGAUUUUUUUUUAUUUUUUUUCUUUUCUUUGAGACGAAGAGAACCCUUUAUAUUUGAUAAUGGAGCCAUUAUGGAAGCUCACGUAUUUGCUCGAACCUGCUUCCAUGGUGCUCAUCCUUACUGCUGUUGUCGUGACCUUCUCAUCUGCAUUACGAGCAUUGAAUUACGGUAAAGAAAUGGAGCGGAACCGUGAUUUCUCAGAAGCUUCCAUCACAUUAGAUCGGUCCCAAGCACUCAUGAUCCCAGUGGCUAGCUCUUGCAGCCUUCUCCUGAUGUUUUAUCUGUUCUCAUCAGUGUCCCAACUUGUCACCGCAUUUACAGCCAUUGCAUCAGCCUCCUCGCUCUUCUUCUGUCUCUCACCUUAUGUCCAUUAUGUCAAGUCACAGUUUGGGUUGGUAGACCCUUAUGUUUCACGAUGUUGUUCGAAAUCAUUCACCCGAACACAAGGUAUUUUGCUUCUGGUGAGUGCGGGAAUUGUCUCCGCCUGGCUCAUUUCGGGGCAUUGGGUGUUGAACAAUCUGUUGGGCAUUUCAAUUUGUAUUGCGUUCGUCAGCCAUGUACGACUUCCAAACAUCAAGAUCUGUUCGUUGCUUCUGGUUUGCUUGUUUGUAUAUGAUAUUUUCUGGGUCUUCUUCUCGGAGAGGUUCUUUGGAGCGAAUGUUAUGGUGUCGGUCGCAACACAGCAGGCAUCUAAUCCAGUUCACACAGUAGCAAAUAGUUUGAGUCUUCCAGGAUUGCAGUUGAUAACAAAGAAGCUGGAAUUGCCCGUGAAACUAGUUUUCCCAAGGAAUCUGAUGGGUGGGAUGGUUCCAGGAAGCAAUGCUGUGGAGUUCAUGAUGCUUGGUCUUGGUGACAUGGCUAUUCCUGGUAUGCUUCUAGCUUUGGUGCUUUGUUUUGAUCAUCGCAAAACUCGGGAUUCAGGAAGCCCCGUAGACACAUCUUCCUCCAAAGGGCACAAAUACAUGUGGUAUGCAGUUUCCGGAUAUGCCAUUGGCCUGGUUACUGCUUUAGCUGCAGGGAUCUUGACUCACUCUCCUCAACCUGCUCUUCUUUAUCUGGUACCGUCAACUCUGGGGCCAGUUGUCUUCAUUGCAUGGACUAGAAAGGAGCUCAUGGAGCUAUGGGAAGGAUCCGGCUCAAGUGACAAGGGUCAUGUGAUGGAGGAGGCUUGAGCGGCUACAUACGUGAUACGCCACACCCCUCGGAUGUAUGUUCCACCAACCAAAAGCUGUCCUGUAAAUCCAUGUUGAAAAAUGCAGACUAAUUAAUAAUAUAUAAUAUCUAAAGAAGUUUCUAAA
Messenger RNA from Magnolia sinica, 1683 nucleotides. RefSeq names its product signal peptide peptidase-like 1. The record is from RefSeq and is a predicted model, not a curated record. The coding region runs from base 445 to 1557 and encodes 370 amino acids. Gene Ontology annotation, biological process: membrane protein proteolysis. The transcript is spliced from 4 exons. Lineage: Eukaryota; Viridiplantae; Streptophyta; Magnoliopsida; Magnoliales; Magnoliaceae. Gene Ontology annotation, molecular function: aspartic endopeptidase activity, intramembrane cleaving. Gene Ontology annotation, cellular component: Golgi-associated vesicle membrane; lumenal side of endoplasmic reticulum membrane; cytoplasmic side of endoplasmic reticulum membrane.